AUGUGUUCCUCACCUAUCGCAACUUCUAGCACAAAACAGAAACCUUUACCUCUUGGAGCUUUAUGCAAAGCCGUAGCUAUUUCAGGAGCAACCCUAUUGUUUUUCUACAUAUUUUUGUUUGAUAAAUCAUCAGUAAACUACCAAUUACCUUCAAAUCUCUUCAAAACCUUGAAAGAAAGCUUUCCAGUGGCUACGAGUCCCCUCAGAAGUUCCCCUCCUACCAAUCUAAGCCACAUUGUUUUCGGAAUCGUGGGCUCCAUGAACACAUGGAAGGCGAAAAAGCCAUACAUCGAAGUGUGGUGGAGAUCUAAUGUCACCCGAGGAUACCUCUUUUUAGACAGAGCUCCUACGCCGGAGUUUCUACCUUGGCCUUCAUCUUCUCCUCCUUUUCGAGUUAAUGAGGACUUCACUAGAUUGAAAGGUUACCCGCAAGUUCGAAAGCCAGUCCAAGUACGCAUAGUACGUACAAUCUUGGAGACAUUUAGAGAGGGUGACAAAGAUGUGAGAUGGUAUGUAAUGGCGGAUGACGAUACUGUCCUCUUGGUUGAUAAUUUAGUUGAGGUUCUAGAAAAGUACGACCAUGAAAAGUACCACUACAUUGGUAUGAAUUCGGAAUGUGUCAAGUCUAACUUCGAUUUUUCGUUCAAUAUGGCAUUUGGCGGCGCUGGUUAUGCUUUGAGUUACCCGUUAAUGGCAGCAGUGGCAACAAAGUUGGACGGGUGUAUUGAGAGAUAUCCAUACAUCUGGGUCAGUGAUUUUAUGUUGCAGUCAUGUUUAGCUGACUUAGGAGUCGCUCUAACUCAGGAAAAAGGGUUUCAUCAGAUUGAUCUCCAUGGUGAUAUAUCAGGUCUUUUGUCAUCUCAUCCAGAGUCUCCUUUCCUCUCCCUCCACCACCUUGACACCAUAAACCCAAUCUUCCCCUCCAUGAACCGCUCCGAGUCCAUUAACCACCUCAUGAAGUCAGCAAAAGUUGACCACUCUCGUCUGCUACAACAAACCAUAUGCUACCGUAGACCAAGCAAUUGGUCUUUCUCAAUCUCAUGGGGAUAUUCUGCUCACAUUUACGAAACCAUAAUCCCUCGGAGCAUUCUACGGAGACCCCUCGAAACAUUUAGGCCUUGGGUGCAUAAUGCAAGAGCACCUCUCUACAUGUUCAACACCCGGUGGCCAUCCAACAAUCCAUGUGAAGCUCCUCAUGUGUUUUUCUUUGAUUCCAUUUAUCAGAACAAUACUAUUGAAGGAAGACAAACUGUAACAACAACUUAUUCUAGAGCAUCUCAGCGCGGUUUACCUCCUUGUUCUUCGAGUGGCAACCAUUCGGCAGAUUUCAUCAGCAAAAUUCAGGUCCAGUCAUUGCCUGCAAAACGUUUGGAGGCUAGAGGGAUAGACUGCUGUGAUAUAGUAUAUGAACCUGACAUUAACACUGCUCAAGUCAUAUACAGGGCUUGCAUGGAAGGAGAAAUUAUCGCUUGA
Pyrus x bretschneideri (Chinese white pear) is the source of this 1473-nucleotide messenger RNA. RefSeq lists its product as uncharacterized. Lineage: Eukaryota; Viridiplantae; Streptophyta; Magnoliopsida; Rosales; Rosaceae. The coding region runs from base 1 to 1473 and encodes 490 amino acids. The record is from RefSeq and is a predicted model, not a curated record. The transcript has 3 exons. Gene Ontology annotation, molecular function: acetylglucosaminyltransferase activity.